UCACAACGGCUUCUCAUGCGCGUGGCCCCGGCGCCGCUUUUCUUGGCGCGCACGGUAUCGCUCUUCGGGCCGGCGCUACGCCACUUGUCGCCAGUUCCGAGCUUUGGCGCUGGCUUCGUCCUCGGUCUCUUCUACUUUGUUUUGGCCUCCAUCGUGGUGCUUUGCACGUAUACGCUCCAAAGCAUCGCCAACGUCUGGACGCCAUUCGGGCUUCUCUCGCACGAACUCGACUCGCCGGCGUGGAGUGUCCCCGUGCACACGCUUCUGCGGGGUCAGACGACUAUGUCGACAUUCGAUCUACCGCAAAAUCAAACGCUCUCGUUCAGUGCGCUCGUGUACGCCCGGUGCGGGUUCAAAGACCGCGUCUGCGCGGACGCUUAUAUGCCCCUGACCAUCGCGGUGUGGAGCAUUCUUGGGGCGGCAUUCGUCGAUUUGUGGUCAACGCCUCGACCACAUCUGGUGCGCAUUGAUCACAUCAACAAUCUCAGCGGCUGGAACAAGGCGCUCGCGCAGUUCUCUGUGGCAGACGACGCGAUUGUUUGCAUUCUGCGACGCGCCAACUACACGUACCUCGGGACCAAUGCGAGCAGCGUCGACAGCCUCGCCUUUUGCGCCAUCCGGCCGCGGGAUCCUAACUGGGUGUGUGAAAACAGUGGCCCGAUGAACAGUAGCACGAGGCUCUACAGUAUGAACCACGGCCAUGUGACGUUCUUGGGGCAGGUGGCUCGGUCCGAUAUUAUUCUCAACGCUGGGCACAGCGCGCUGCUAACGGGCGGCAACGACGGACCCGUCCAUCUCUCGACCGUGCCGUCGGUCGAUGAGUUUCAAGGUGGUGUCCUUCAACACACGGCACCAUUCGACCUAUUUGCUGUCUCGGACUGCUCGUUGUAUGAUAUGACGUCGCAGCUCGGUUGGCGGCUCACGCUCAGCGGCAACAUGACGCUCUUCUGGACCUGCAAUUCGCUCAUGCUGACGAACGCGGUCAUUCUGUGGUGCAUGCUCUUCUACUGCAGUCUUCUCCAAUGGCUCUAUCUCCGGCACAGCGUCAUUUGUGUCGCGCCCGUCUACAUGUCAAAAAGCGUGCUCGGACUGGCACUUGUCGGUAUGACAGUCUAUGGCAACGACAACAUUCAAGUGGUCACGACCUUUUUGGUUCAAAAUGCCAUUGCGCCGACGCUCUGGCCGAGGCUUCUCGCGCUCUGUGGUCCGAUGCAAGCGGCGUCGGUCGCGGGAAUCGUCACGGGCAAAUUCGUGCAGCUGUGGUUUACCCCCCGUAUCGUGACCCAAACAUGGCUUCUUGGCGCAUUUAGCGUCCUCAACUGGGCUCUUAUCUUUGUACUUGAACGCUUUGUGUUUCCGUAUCAACAGGAUCCACUGGCAGCGACGUGUACAUUGCCCAUGUCGACCAACUGCUUCCGCUACAGUCGCAUAGCGCACACGUGGUACCUCUCGGCGGUCGUCGCCAGCGGCGUGAUUGGACUUGCGAUUGGCGUGAUCUAUCUCGACAUGCGAAGUCGUCUCGACGAGGUGCGCGUCCACCCUGACAACUCGCUUCUGACGUACCUCGAGAUUGUCGACUUGCGCGCGAUCGCUAAGACUUGCCGGGGCUGCGUCACGCGCGACGGACGCCACGUCAUUGUCGACUCUGGCAUUUUGCUCAUGAAAAACAUGCUGCGCGUUUCCAAUUUGUACAUAACGCGCGUCAACAACGUCCCGUACACACUUGCCCACGCGCUGCUUCCACACUGGAUCCAGCGCUGGCGCACCAACGAUUCGCAAACGAUCCGCGUCCUCGAGAUGAAGGAUGGUCGCAUCACGCGCACGUCGUACUACCUGCCGCGCAGUCAGCUGUACAAAGAUCAAAGCCCGUGGGCCCCCGGGUGUCGCUGAAAUAUUAUCAAGCGGGGGGGGGGCAGCGAGACGACAAAUGCAUCGGUCCAGCCACGCCUUUUGACCAGAUCCAAGCGUCAUACCACGUGCAUUUG
This is a messenger RNA of Saprolegnia diclina VS20, 1985 nucleotides long. RefSeq lists its product as hypothetical. Lineage: Eukaryota; Oomycota; Saprolegniomycetes; Saprolegniales; Saprolegniaceae. The record is from RefSeq and is a predicted model, not a curated record. The transcript has a single exon. The coding region runs from base 16 to 1890 and encodes 624 amino acids.